CUUUCACAACAUACGCGAUUUCUUUCUGAUGGGACUGGUCGUGGAGCCUGGAGUCAACGCCGAGCUGGAGGUCGAGGAGGAGCAAGAUCUGAAAGACCCGCUGCGGCAUCUAAUGGACACCGAGGAAUCGAUCGUAACCGUCCCUCCAUCGUGUCACACCCAUCUCCUAAGCUUUCUACCCUCGCAAUCCAAUUUCCUCGACGAAAAAGGUGGUACUCUGAAGUUAUCGUUCUCCCACCACUGGGAUUCCAUUCCGCAUCCUCUGGAUCUCUCCUUAUCGGUCGAUGCGUCGCCCGGGUGUGGUGGGAUAGCCUGGCCUGCAGGACAGAUUCUAGCCACCUAUCUCGUGCACAAGGGUCCGACUCAUCUGCGCAAUCGGAACGUACUCGAGCUGGGAUCGGGGACUGGACUGGUAGGUUUGGUUGCAGGGCUCUUUGGGAACUGCAAAGUAUGGAUAACAGAUCAAAGUCCUCUGUUGCCGAUAAUGCAGCGCAAUGUCUUAUUGAACGAUCUUAAUGACAACGUCGUUGUUGCAGAACUCGAUUGGGCGCAACCCAUACCCUCGACAAUUCCCAAGCCGGACGUGAUCCUAGCCGCCGAUUGUGUCUACUUUGAACCCGCGUUCCCUUUACUCGUCGAGACCCUCGACCGGCUAUCAACAAAGGACACAGAGAUUCUCUUCUGUUACAAGAAGAGGAGAAAGGCGGAUAAACGUUUCUUCUCUAUGCUGAAAAAGAAGUUUAAUUGGAAAGAAGUAGACGAUGACCCCAAUCGCGCAAGCUACAAUCGAGAGGCGAUCACAUUGAUGCGGUUGUACAAGGUCAAGGAUUGAGAUGCUUUCUCUCGCUUGGGUUUUCCGGGUUUAAAAGGUCGAAAUAAUACGGGUUUUAUUUGGUAGUUUCCGGUUGUCAGAAUUAAAUAUAGGAGUUCAUUUGAUCGAGGUC
Coprinopsis cinerea okayama7#130 is the source of this 944-nucleotide messenger RNA. RefSeq lists its product as hypothetical. Lineage: Eukaryota; Fungi; Basidiomycota; Agaricomycetes; Agaricales; Psathyrellaceae. The transcript has 5 exons. The coding region runs from base 29 to 832 and encodes 267 amino acids. The record is from RefSeq and is a predicted model, not a curated record.